AUGAACGGGUUCCUGAACUGCUCUGCCAACCACACCAAGAUCUGGAGUCACUACUUGGUGCUGGCCCUGGGCAUCCCCCAGCUGACCAUCAACGUCAUCUCCAUCAUCUUCAACUGCACCGUCAUCUUCACCCGCCUGGCCACCAGGGACCUGCACAAGCCCAUCUCCAUCCUCUUCUGCAACCUGGCCAUCUCUGACCUCUUCACCAGCUUCUCUGGCUUCUGGAUUUCCAUGCUGUUCAUCACCAACCCCGACAUCACCAUCUUUGGCUCCCGGGACAUGCUGGCUCCCUACUCCCUGUACACCACGUCCAUCCUGUCCACCAUCUACAACCUGGUGAGCAUCGGCAUUGAGCGCUACCUGGCUGUCGCCAAGAGCAUGAGGACGAGAUUCAGGGUGGCCAGGAACCACUCCAUCGCCGUGGUCUUCAUCAACUGGGUCCUGGCCUUCUUCCUGGGCUGCCUGCCCCUGAUGGGCUGGAACUGCCUGCACGCACAGAGCAACAUCUCGGUGCUCUACAGCCCCUUCUGCGUCAACUACCUGGUCUUCAUCGCCAUGCCCAACGUGGCCGUGGCCUUCCUCGUGCCCCUCUUCACCUACCUGAGGAUCAUCAUCAUCCUGAGGAAGAGGAAGCUGAGGAUGCAGGCGUGCGGCCAAGCCACGGGCACCUACAGGUCGGCAGAGACGCAGGUGGCCAGAACCAGCAUCUCCAUCUGGCUGCUGGCCCUGGUGUCCUACGCGCCAUUCCUGGCCGGCGUCAUCUUCGACGCGGCCAACCAGCGCUGCCACGGCGAGCUGUACCCGGGGGUGUACAUCUUCAGGAACUGCACAGCCAUGCUGAUCACCCUCACCUGCCUGGGCAACCCCCUGCUGUACACGCUGAGGCUCCGGGCGCUGGGGGCCUGGCUGAAGGCGCCGUGCGGCCUCUGGGCCUCGCGCGUGAGGGCCUGUGCCGCCAUCGGCCACGUCUGA
Messenger RNA from Camarhynchus parvulus, 972 nucleotides. Its product is annotated as lysophosphatidic acid receptor 1-like. Gene Ontology annotation, cellular component: membrane. The transcript has a single exon. The coding region runs from base 1 to 972 and encodes 323 amino acids. Gene Ontology annotation, molecular function: G protein-coupled receptor activity. NCBI's taxonomy places the organism in Eukaryota, Metazoa, Chordata, Aves, Passeriformes, Thraupidae. Gene Ontology annotation, biological process: G protein-coupled receptor signaling pathway. The record is from RefSeq and is a predicted model, not a curated record.